Homalodisca vitripennis (glassy-winged sharpshooter) is the source of this 3246-nucleotide messenger RNA. RefSeq lists its product as uncharacterized. The record is from RefSeq and is a predicted model, not a curated record. Lineage: Eukaryota; Metazoa; Arthropoda; Insecta; Hemiptera; Cicadellidae. Gene Ontology annotation, biological process: transmembrane transport. Bases 154 to 3246 code for a protein of 1030 amino acids. Gene Ontology annotation, molecular function: transmembrane transporter activity. The transcript has 15 exons. Gene Ontology annotation, cellular component: membrane.
CUUUUAGUUAGUUGGUUUACUACGUUUCAGUCAUUUUAGACUAUGUAGGCUCUAUAUGGUUUUUUUGUUGUAAACUGAACUGAGAAUGAAAAAUCAAUCGAGAGUUGAGAUGGAAUGUUAAUUUUUUUAUUUAUGACGAAUAAGUGAGGUAAAAUGGUGUAUACACCAGGAGUGUCAAGUGCAAGCUCUUCAGCGGUGCAGGUGGCAGCGAGCCUGGUGGCAAAUUUGGGCAUGAUGAACACCGGCAUGAUGAUAGGGUUCCCCUCAGUGUUACUGCCUCCUCUAUUGGAAACAGGUCCUGGACUUCAUACUUCGUUGAGUCAAGCCUCAUGGCUAGCUAGCAUCUCCUUCAUCUCAGCGCCAGUUGCCUGUGUGGUAGCAGGCCCGAUGAUCGACCGUGUCGGCCGCCGCUGGGGUCUGGUGCUGCUUAACCUCACGUUCAUCGCAGGGUGGCUGCCUUCAGCCGUCUUCCCACUAUCCCUCCCCGCCCUCUAUAUCGGCCGUAUCUGUUCAGGGAUUGGGGCAGGUGCAGCCUCCACCGCAGCUGCCACCUAUACUGCGGAAGUAACCACUGUUCAUCUGCGAACAGCGAUGGUCUUACUCACAUCUGUGAUGAUAUCAGUAGGCGCCGUCAUCAUCUACCUUUGGGCCAUCAUUUAUAAGGAAUCAUGGAGCGAAGUAUCUUGGUUUGGAUUUGGCAUUACAGCAGUGGCAUUGGUGCUGACAGUACUGCUGCCGGAGAGCCCGUUAUGGUUGCUGAGCAGAGGCCGUGGUGAGGAAGCGCUGCAGGCUCUGCAGAGACUGCGAGGAGCAUCAAGCCCCGAGCAGGUCAAGGAGGAGCUGGACAGCUUCAGCAGCAGAGCGAGCGACAAGCAGCAGACAACCUCCUGGCUCUCCAGCUUCAGAUAUCUGCGGAAGCCUCAGGUGUACAAGCCCCUCGUAAUCGUCAACAUGAUCUUUUUAUUUUCCAAUCUGACAGGAGUAGCAUUGAUAAUAAGUUAUGCGGUUGAUUUCGCAGAGAGAGCAGGAUUAAAGACGGAGACUUACUACGUGGCUAUAUGUAUCGCCGUAAUGCGGAUGUUGUCAUCGUUGAUCACUGCUUGGGUGAGCAGUGUGUAUGGCAGGAGGACUCCGACGAUGAUCUCCGCUGUGAUCAUGACUGUCUCCUUGGCCAUGCUGACUGUGAACGUGUAUGGGCUAAUAGAACUGCCCCACUGGCUCAUUGCCGUCCUUAUGCUGGUCUAUGUUUUCUCCGGCUCCAACAGCUAUUCUACCCUUAUGUGGUCUAUGUUGGGAGAGGUUUUUCCAACCGAAGUCAGAGGCUUUGCAAGUGGUAUCACUGGUGGCAUGGGGUUUGCCAGCUGCUUCAUCUCCGUGAAACUCUACCCUAUAUGUGUGAGGGUAUUCGAAGCAAACACCGUGUUUUUGUUUUUUACUACAUUCGGAGCUUUAGGGAUUGUUUAUAUUUACCUCUACCUCCCGGAAACCCACGGAAAGACUUUGUUAGAAAUUGAGGACUACUUUAAAGGACCGGAAACAAGAAGAGACGAAAACACACAAGAACGCCAUUCGAUGCAUGACAAGAACAUGACAAAAACCAACAGAAAAAUGUGUAAAAAAGAAAUUAAUCAAAUAUCUUUUGUUGAAACUAAAAUUGAAGACUUCAACGUCCAUGGUCAACAUAUGUCACAGUUGCACUCCAACUAUUUUAGUGAUAGUUAUACUGUACACGUUCGCCUUCACUAUUAUCAAGCGAUAAUAGCAGUGUCGUUGUGUGUUGGCAGGUUGAUACAACGUUUGAAAAUGGUGCUGUCGGCAAACACUCUCCUCGUAAAGUCGAUAACCGCCCAGGUGGCAGCAAGCUUGGUGGCCAACUGGGGAAUGUUGAAUACAGGGAUGGCUAUGGGAUUUCCUUCCGUAGUGGUGCCGCCUCUUCUGGGUUCCGGCCCCGGACUACAUACUUCUUUUAAAGAAGCUUCCUGGAUAGCAAGUAUAUCUUACAUAUCAGCCUUGGUAUCAUCACUGCUGGCAGGACCGAUGAUAGACCGGGUCGGCCGCCGCUGGGGACUGAUGCUGAUGAACUUGACGUUCGCUAUCAGCUGGCUGUUGCUUGCAGUAUUUCCUCUCUCAUUGCUCGCUGUAUACUCUGGCAGAGUUGUGGCAGGGGUGGGAAUAGGUUUAACUUGUGCCUCUGUCUCUUAUACGGCAGAGAUCGGUACUGUCUCUCUCCGCACAAUCCUAGUCAACUUUAACCCAACUCUGAAAGCUAUCGGAGCCUUCUUAACCUAUCUCUGGGCGUGUUUUUAUCAGGACUCAUGGACAGAAACUUCGUACUUUGGAUUGGGCCUGACAAUAAUACCGAUUUUGCUGACACCACUCAUGCCGGAGAGCCCCUUGUGGCUGCUGAGCAGAGGCCGUGCUGAGGAAGCACUUCAAGCUCUGCAGAAACUCCGAGGAGCGUCAGCCCCCGAGCAGGUCAAGGAGGAGCUGGACAGCUUCAGCAGCAGGGCGAGCGACAAGCUGCAGACAAACUCCUGGCUCUCCACCUUCCACAACCUGCGGCAACCUCAGGCCUACAAACCGCUGAUGUUCAUGUCCACUUACGUAAUAGUUGCACAGCUCUCUGGAGUGACAGUCGUAAUGAAUUAUGCGAUAAACUUUACACAAAAAGCCGGUUUAGGAGGCGAAGCAUAUUACCUAGCCUUGGUCGUAUCCUCCAUGCGUUUGUUCUCAUCGUUCCUGUCGACUUGGGCCUGCAGUAGGUGGGGUAUAAGGCCCCCAGCCCUGCUCUCCAGCGUGGUCAUGGUGGUAUCCCUGUUGAUGCUGGCACUAUCCGUGUCGUCCUUGCUGACAUUUCCCCCUUGGCUCGUCGGUUUCCUGGUCCUCCUGUACGUCCUCACAAGCAACGUUGCGUACUCCUCCAUAUUCUGGGCCAUCAUGGGAGAGGUGUUCCCCACAUCUGUACGAGGCGUCGCAAAUGGAAUUGAGAACAGUUUCGGAUAUUUUUUAUGCUUUCUUGCUGUCAACCUCUACACACGUUUGGAGCACUCUUUCAGUUCUCUUCAACUGUUUCUGUUCUUCGCUGUCUCAGGAUCGGCUGGCACUUUGCUUCUAUUCCUUUUCCUUCCGGAGACUCGUGGUAAAACACUGUUGGAAAUAGAAGAUUACUUUAAAGGAACAACAGAAUCUGAAGAAAGCAGCAAGAUCAACACGAAUACUGACGUCACGCAGAGCGAAAUAAAAUGA